Molecule: messenger RNA, 250 nt
Organism: Racocetra persica
Lineage: Eukaryota; Fungi; Glomeromycota; Glomeromycetes; Diversisporales; Gigasporaceae
Source: the annotation of a GenBank genome assembly
AUGAUUUUUACAGCAGCCUAUAAAGACCUUGUUAAAAUUCUUAAACAUUCAGAUUUUUGGCCUGAACAUGUUAUUGCAAAUAUAAGACUUCCAAUUUUUAGACAGCAUACCCCAUCAAAUUCAGCUUCAACCAAAUCUGCAUAUUCAAUAAUACCAGUAAAUUAUAUUGAAUAUAUUCUUAAUAAUCCAACAAUUGUGCCUAAUUUAUACUUUGGCCCUGGUAUUGUAUAUGAUAAAAACAUGAGUUCUG